AUGUCGUAUAUAAGCAUUUUUCUGCUUAUAUCUUUUUGUGUGACAGUUUUAACUCAACAGAACAUACCGGAAAAUCCAUGUCCCUUAUUAUUUCAAUACGUAACACAUUCGAACAACAUUAUUUCUGGAAAAAUUAACGUGCCAUACGAUGGAAAGACUAACAAGUUGUCGCUUAGCGUUAACGCUUCUAUUAUUGGAGUUUACAAUCGCGCGAAAUUAGAUAUACGAUUACUGACAUCCAAAGACCUCAUCUUGGGAAGUGACCGUCUGGAUUAUGAAGUGUAUUUUCCGUUUCAAAACAAUUUACCGAAAAUCACCCGUAUUGUGUUUAACGGCAACGAAUUUUGUUCCGGGCCGCCUUUUCCACUUCUACCUGGCAGAGGCGUAACAAGCGUGUGGGCGUUUUCUGACUACACUAUCAAGAAGUACACGACAAAUUUCCAGAUAAAUAGUAACGAUAACAAUAACAAUAACGAAGCUCCCAUAGUUAUUAGUAUAGGAAAUGUUAUACCCAUAGAAACGCCCACUGUGAUAGCAAAUAACCCAUUUUUUACCAACAGAGUGCCACCAACUGCAAGACCUAUUACUACUACUAUUACUACUACUAUUACUACUACUACUCCGACUUCUAUUACUACUACUACUACUGACACUAAAUGUGGGGUGGAAAACUCCUCAACCAAUUUGAUAGUAAACGGGGAAAAAACAACUGAAAAUCAAUUUCCAUGGGUGGUCGCGAUGAUGGUUACAUCGAGUAAAUCAGGGUAUCAGUACAAAUGCACGGCCAAUUUGAUCUCCGAUAGGCAUGUAGUGACAGCUGCGCAAUGCGUGCAGUUUUUCAGCGUACGAGUAGUGAAUACGGAAGAUAUUUUGUUAAUUUUGGGCAAAUCCGAUUUGACCCAUUGGGCUACCAGUGACGCUGAAAGAAGAACGGCCAAAAAGGUUACAGUCCAUCCGGAUUACAGGCAAUACUCGGGACAUGGCGAUUUAUGCGUCAUAGAGUUUUCACCACCUGUUAACUUCAAAAAAACCAUAAGACCCAUUUGUUUGUGGAACAAAUCUGAACCGUUGGAACCAUCGGUCCAUUCCCAUGGUAAAAUUUGCGGAUGGGGUCAAAGUUUAUCGCAUGGUGACCAAUCCAUAUCCUCCUAUCAUGCCAUUGAUAUUCCAAUUGUUUCUCAAGAAGAAUGCCUCAGAUCUACACCUGCCUUUCAAAAUUUAACAUCACAAAAGACUUUUUGUGCCGGAAACCGGAUCGGCUCCGGGCCCUGCAUCGGCGACAGCGGUGCCGGAUUCAUGCUGAAAAGUCGGGACGAUAAAUGGCAACUGCGCGGAUUGGUGUCGAUAGCGCUCAAAAAAAAUAACGCCUGCAAACUGGACGACUACAUCGUUUUCUGCGACGUUGCCAAAUACCUCGGAUGGAUUAAAAAUGUCAUGACGGAAAAAUAA
Molecule: messenger RNA, 1449 nt
Organism: Brassicogethes aeneus
Lineage: Eukaryota; Metazoa; Arthropoda; Insecta; Coleoptera; Nitidulidae
Source: the annotation of a GenBank genome assembly